Linum trigynum is the source of this 609-nucleotide messenger RNA. The record is from the annotation of a GenBank genome assembly. Lineage: Eukaryota; Viridiplantae; Streptophyta; Magnoliopsida; Malpighiales; Linaceae.
UCUCAUGGUCUCACAACAAUCUAUCCUUCGGAUUUGUGGAUCCUUGCUAGAGCUAAGGAGAAUCGAGUCAUUAGUUAUCCCCAUCUGGUGUUUUGCUCAUAUGCUGAAUUAUCAUGACGACCACUAUGAUGGCGACUUCCCUUUGCUCCUCAUAUCACUCAAAUCCUGCUGGCCUUGGGCCUGGAUUUGCGUUUGAAGAUGGCUCGUGUGGAUCUGCUCAGCUCUCUUCGUGCUCAGUUUGUGCUCCGUAAGGUCGAUGCAUCUGUCGGCCGCCGUCGCCCUCUGGUCAAUGCUCUAGGGGGAGAAGCAGCUGGUCAUGCAGUUCCUUCACUUGAGGAUGGACUCAGUCUUGCAGAUCUGGGUGAGGAUGAAGCUAAAGAAGCACCGGAUAUAGCAGAUCUAGUUGGGGUGGUUAGGGACAAUGGUAAACAACCAAUGGUGCAUCCCAUGGAGGCUAUUCGAGUCAUGUUCAGGCAGGAGGGGGAAGCUAGCAGCAGCAAGAAUCAGAUGCUGGAGGAUGAAUAUGCCAUCUCAGACUAUGUCCCAUCUCCAGAAUAUGAGUUCUAGGAUGCAUAUCAUUCUUAGGGGGAGUUAGCUUAAGAUAGUUGG